CUCUCGCGACGCGAUUACAGUCAACGCGAGCAGAACGUUUUCGUCCGUUUUUCGGCCUUCGGUUUGAAGACUGUAAUAGAGAUGUAGAAGUGCUUCAGAGUUUCGGUCCGUUUUCAAGGAGAAAUGUAUAUGUAUAGCUACGGUUUCAUCUUGUUACAUCUCCCUCAACGUCCUGCAUUUUAGCAUUUCUUUCCCAAGAUACCCAUCCGUUUGUUAAUUCUUUGACAUUCAAUCAUGACUGAACAGCGCAACAUCGUCGUGCUCGGCGCUUCAGGCGCCGGUCUUCAAGCAACCCACUACAUCCUCAAGCACAUACUACCUGCUCUCAAAGCCAAGAAUGAUGCCAAAUACCACGUCUAUAUCAUCGCGCCAUCAUCGACUUGGUACUUUAGAAAUGCUUCGCCUCGCGUCGCAGCUUCAACUGGCCGCAUGUCGACCGAAAAAGUCUUGUUCAAUCUGCAUGAUGCUUUCAAGCAGUACUCCAAGGAAGACUUUAGCUUUGUCGAAGCUACUGCAACUGGUCUUGACACAUCAGCACAGAAAGUCUCAUAUCGCAACAAAAAUGGAAAAGAGGACCAGGCUUUGCCAUAUCACGCCUUGGUUGUUGCUACAGGCAGUAGCACCUACUUUCCCGCCUUUUCCAUGAGUGGAGAUGCUCAAGAUACUCUGGACUCGGUCGCUUCGACCAACGAGAAGGUGGCGUCAGCAAAGAAGAUUGUCAUUGCUGGAGGCGGAGCGACAGCCGUGGAAUUUGCUGGUGAAGUUGCCGAGCAUCGCAAUGGCAAGCCGGGAUGGUUUAGCAAAGUCGAGCCAAAAGUCGAGGUCACCUUGGUCACAUCUGAUGCGAAGCUCCUCCCUGGUCUACGCCCUGCAAUUGCCAAAACAGCAGAGCGCAAGCUCAACGCUCUUGGUGUAACAGUCAUCUACAACACGCGUGUGACCGAGUCCACAUCCAAGGAAGAUGGUCGGACGGUAAUGACGCUCCAGAAUGGGGACAAGCUGGAUGCAGAUCUCUACGUGCCUGCCUAUGGUGUCCGACCAAACUCUUCCUGGCUUCCGAAAGAGCUUCUGGAUGACAAGGGCUACCUCAUCACCAGCUCCGCUCUUCGCGUUGAUGCAGCGGGUCCCCGUGUGUAUGCCCUUGGCGAUAUCGGUUCCUACUCACGCAACAACUACUUCGAUAUAUUGAAUGGUCUACCUGUUCUUGCCACCAACCUCAAGCGCGACUUGCUGUCUUUCGACCCCGUACGCCCUAGUGAGAAACCCAAAGGAAAAGACCGGGAAUUUAAGCCCGACACAAGGGAGACAAUGGUAGUCCCGAUUGGAAGCGGUGGUGGUGUUGGCGUCCUCAUGGGUUGGAGGCUGCCAAAUUUUGUGGUCUGGUUAGCUAAGGGUAGAGAUUAUAUGGUGGGUAUGAGUGGGCUUUCAACGUCAGGUGGCGAUAGUGUCAAGAAGGAGGUCAAGUGGACUGCAGAAGAGGCUGCCAUCUGAUUGUUGCAGAAGAUAUGGAGGCGUUGAUGAGCGUUCUGGGGUUCUAGCUCUAUAUUCUGUUUCAGUAAUUAUUAGUAAUACCUUAGAACUUAAUACAUUGCUAUUUUCCGAGACAGUGGCAUGCUUGGUGAAGGUG
Molecule: messenger RNA, 1627 nt
Organism: Bipolaris sorokiniana ND90Pr
Lineage: Eukaryota; Fungi; Ascomycota; Dothideomycetes; Pleosporales; Pleosporaceae
Exons: 1
Coding region: 235-1491 (418 amino acids)
Cellular component (GO): cytoplasm
Molecular function (GO): flavin adenine dinucleotide binding; electron-transferring-flavoprotein dehydrogenase activity
Source: RefSeq, a predicted model, not a curated record